Lepidothrix coronata (blue-crowned manakin) is the source of this 849-nucleotide messenger RNA. RefSeq names its product leucine rich repeat containing 55 (gene LRRC55). Gene Ontology annotation, molecular function: potassium channel activator activity; transmembrane transporter binding; voltage-gated potassium channel activity. NCBI's taxonomy places the organism in Eukaryota, Metazoa, Chordata, Aves, Passeriformes, Pipridae. The record is from RefSeq and is a predicted model, not a curated record. The transcript has 2 exons. Gene Ontology annotation, cellular component: voltage-gated potassium channel complex. The coding region runs from base 1 to 849 and encodes 282 amino acids.
AUGCUGCUGGGCCCCUGGCUGGUGGCGGCGGCGGCGGCGGUGGCGGCGGCGGCCGGCGCGGGCUGCCCGGUGCUGUGCAGCUGCCGCGGGCAGGCGGUGGACUGCAGCGGGCAGCGGCUCUUCUCCGUGCCCCCCGAGCUGCCGCUGGACACCGGGAACCUGAGCCUGGCGCACAACCGCAUCUCCAGCAUCCCGCCGGGCUACCUGGGCUGCUACGGGCAGCUGCGCGCCCUCGACCUGCGCAACAACUCGCUGGCGGCGCUGCCGGCGGGGCUGUUCCGCGGCGCCCGGCGCCUGGCGCACCUGGACCUCAGCUACAACAACUUCAGCCUGGUGCCCGCCGACAUGUUCCGCGAGGCCAGCGGGCUCCUGCGCCUCGACCUCAGCCACAACCCGGGGCUGCGCCGCGUCCACCCCCAGGCCUUCCGCGGGCUGGCCCAGCUGCGCGAGCUGGACCUGAGCUACGGCGGGCUGGCGGCCAUCAGCCUCGACGCCCUCGAGGGGCUGCCCGGGCUGGUGGGGCUGCGCCUGGGGGGCAACCCCUGGCUCUGCGGCUGCGCCAUGGAGCCCCUCCUCAAGUGGCUGCGGGGCCGCAUCCAGCGCUGCGCCUCGGAUUCGCAGCAGGCCGAGUGCUGGGCCCCCCCUGAGGUGGCGGGGGCCCCCCUGCUCUCGCUGACGGAGGAGAGUUUCCAGGCCUGCCACCUCACGCUGACGCUGGACGACUAUCUCUUCAUCGCCUUCGUCGGCUUCGUCGUCUCCAUCGCCUCGGUGGCCACCAACUUCCUGCUGGGCAUCACGGCCAACUGCUGCCACCGCUGGAGCAAGGCCAGCGAGGACGAGGAUGUCUAG